AUGUCCAUCAUCUCCAACAAAACGGAGGAACUCCACAACUCCGAAUACAACCAAACCGGUUGUGAUGAGUUCGGGAAACAAGAAGAUGUUGGAAUGAACAUCAUCCCAACUCCUGAUUUCUGGUUGAAAAAAGAAAUCAAGGAAGAGUUGGAAGAGGUUGAUGAGACUCUUCCGCCACGCCGAAAGCGGGCAACUCACAUCCUUCCACCUCAUCUUCUGAAAGAGAUCAAGCACGAAGUUGACGAUGAUCUAUCAGAAAUUGGUCAAUGCGUGGCAGAUUUGAGGCGUAACCCAGAGCUUGAUCCAGAGUACGUUAUGCUCAGAAGACAAUCAGAAAAGUCUGCAGAGCGUUACUUGGCUGCCAAAGAGGUUUGGGACCGAUUCGCAAGUUUUGAGGACGCAAAACCAGUGAAGAGAAGGAGAUGUGCCGAGGUGGUGGCUCCAAUUGAGUUGCCAAAGAAGAGAGCAAAGCCAGUGAAGAAGAAUUGGAGAGACCUGGAAGAGGAGGAGUAUCCCUCACAGAUGGAGAAAGCAAGGAAAGGAGAGGUUCGCCAAUCACGGAACAACGAGGAUUCGGAAAAGGAGGUCGUCAUCAAGAAGAAGGAAGCGACGAAGAAACAAGGACAACAAGCGAAGAACAGAGAAUGUACAUCAAAACUGACGCACAUGAAAAAAGAAAUCCAGACGGCGUCCUCUCACAACUCUGUGGCUCAAAAACCGAAGAAGGAGAAGAAGGAGGAAAGAAAGUACAACUGCCCAAUCUGUUUGAAGGCAGCUCGAUCUGGAACCUGCCUCUGCAUUGGCUGCGGGGAGUGGAUUCAUUUAAAGUGCGCAGGGAUCAAGAUGUCACAAUACGAUUCGGAGUUCAGAUGCAGAAAAUGUUCCAACUAA
Messenger RNA from Caenorhabditis remanei, 891 nucleotides. RefSeq lists its product as uncharacterized. The transcript has a single exon. The coding region runs from base 1 to 891 and encodes 296 amino acids. NCBI's taxonomy places the organism in Eukaryota, Metazoa, Nematoda, Chromadorea, Rhabditida, Rhabditidae. The record is from RefSeq and is a predicted model, not a curated record.